Molecule: messenger RNA, 1518 nt
Organism: Pectinophora gossypiella (pink bollworm)
Lineage: Eukaryota; Metazoa; Arthropoda; Insecta; Lepidoptera; Gelechiidae
Exons: 2
Coding region: 115-1212 (365 amino acids)
Biological process (GO): DNA integration
Molecular function (GO): nucleic acid binding
Source: RefSeq, a predicted model, not a curated record
CCUUUCUUGGAUGAUCAUGGUGUUCUCAGGGUGGGCGGUCGGCUUUCACGUUCCGGCUUGGAGUUCGAGCACAAGCAUCCCGCUUUGCUGCCUCGGUCCUCACGUUUUACCUACAUGAUCAUUGAAGAGAUCCAUGCCGAGAAUGGUCAUCCCGGAGUGAACACUUUGUUGUAUUUGCUGACUCAGCAAUUUUGGCUUCUUUCACCCAAACGUGCCAUACGGCAUUGUUUAUCUAAGUGCUUGAAAUGCUAUCGUAUGAAGCCCACUCCUCUUGAACCGUAUAUGAGUGACUUACCUUUUGUACGUGUUAAUCAAGCGAAACCAUUCUCAAUAAUCGGUACUGACUACGGCGGUCCAUUCCGCAUAAAACUAGGAAAUCAUCGUGGUGCGAAAAUCGGAAAGGCUUACCUUUGCCUAUUCGUGUGCUUCAGCACAAAAGCAGUACACCUCGAAGUCGUUUCCGACCUCUCGACAGACGCAUUUCUUGCCGCACUGCGCAGAUUCGUAGGCCGUCGUGGUAGAGUCAGCAUUAUUCACUCGGACUGUGGUACGAAUUACGUAGGCGCGAGUAACCACCUAAAUUCAUUGAUGAACUCAGCCGCUCGAAGUGAGGGCAUCGAAUUCCGUUUUAAUCCGCCAUCGAGUCCUCACUUCGGGGGAGUGUGGGAAAUCCAGAUCAAGGCUGUGAAAACUCACCUUUACCGUAUCGUCGGUACACAAACCCUUAAUUUCGAGGAAUUAACAACAUUAUUUGUCCAAAUCGAAGCUAUGCUUAACUCGAGGCCAUUAUACCCGAUUAGUUCAGAUCCCAACGAUCUUACCGUUCUAACACCCGGUCAUUUUCUUACGUUAGAACCAAUGACGACCGUUCCUGAUGAGGAUUAUUCGAAUCUGAACCUAAAUCGUCUCGGGCGAUGGCAAUUAAUACAGCGUUUUCAACGUGACUUCUGGGUCCGUUGGAGGAAUGAAUACCUCAAUUCUUUAAUGCAACGCGCAAAAUGGACAUCAUCGGAAAAACCAUUAUCCGUAGGCUCCGUGGUAAUACUUAAGACAGACUCGACUACGCCUUUGCACUGGCCGUUAGCACGCGUUCAUGAGCUACAUUCAAGCCCUGAUGGGGUCGUGCGCAUUGCUACUGUUAGAUUAGCAAACGGUGUUUUCCUGACAAGGCCUUUAACUAAGCUUUGUCCGUUACCUACGCGAUCCGAUUAAUUCCCCAUACGUUUACAAAACAAGUUCAUUACGCACUAUGAGUCCUACUAAUGACAACCGGGAGCCACCCCCCCGCGCCCCUGGAGUGAAGAAAAAACUAUGGACACGCGUGUGCGCGCUCUCUUAUAAAUAAAUCGUUUUGUCCUAAUUUAAUCCGUAAAUCCGCUUGUAAGCUAAUAAACUAGCAUAUUCUACGUGUUAUAUGAACAAUUGGUGAUAAAAGUUGAUCCUGCAUUGGAGUUCACCAUCAAUUCGAAGCCUCAGCUCGAUACGUGCGCCGGCCGGCUGAAGAGGAAUUCCAUCACC